Messenger RNA from Amoebophrya sp. A25, 1369 nucleotides. The record is from the annotation of a GenBank genome assembly. NCBI's taxonomy places the organism in Eukaryota, Dinophyceae, Syndiniales, Amoebophryaceae.
AACUCGUACAUGGAGUAUGAAUCGUCCUCGUCAUAUAAAUUCACGCUUUUUCAGAUCCACAACCAUCGAGCAAGCUGCUCCAUUCUAUCCUAAUCGCUUUUCCCUAAUAUUCUUGCACAUUCGACGUUCUUGAGUCCAUUUCCAUCUUCAUGUUCAUUAUGUAAAAAAUUCGACUACAAGGAAAAACAUGGUCUCCCUCUCAACUGCCCUCUCGACUGCACUACACGACACUGUUUCACAAACUGGGUCUCAGUUUCGUCGACUUUUCUUCGAUUGGCCUGGCCCGAAGCCUGCCGAUGGUGGGCCUGAAAGUGACUACCAUGACGAGCUGUCCACGCUUCCAGUCAGGCAUGGGUAUUGUGAGCAACCAUCGCAUCAGCAGAAGAUACUUGGCAAAGUGUCGGACAGUAGUGAUGCGGAAGCGGAUGGUGGCGCGAGUAGUUAAGGGUUGUUGAUGUAACAUCAGUAACUCUAACUCAUUGACUACUUCCAACGGGGCCGGCGUAUAACAAGAGUUAUGAUAUGCGCAUUUUGACUCUGACUGCUCCAGCACCUCCAGUUCCCCUCUCUGCCUCUAAUCCUCCUUGACCGCUCGCCUGCAAACCGGUCCCGGCAGUGCGGUCGGUCCAGCCAUCGAUGUGGCUAUGCACAAGAUAGCCUAUGCUCGCACCAUUCUUAAAGGCGAAUAUGCAGGACGCGAAGCUGGUUUUUUGGAUCAUAGGGUUUUAGACCGACUGCGACAAGCUAGAGAUGUCGGAAUCGCUGACCAGUUUCAAGCAGGAUCCUUCUGGCACGGUCUGACCACUUGGUGGAGAUGGUGGUACAGUUCGGACGUCUACACCGCAGUCCACGAGGCGAGAAUGGACUUGGAAGCAUCGGCGGCGAGAGUUAUGAUUAGAUUUCAUUUUGAUUAAGUAGAGUAUUUUAUAAGAUGAAUGCAUUUUCUCUCUCUUUUCUUGUUGUCAGAUCAAGAAGGGGGAAAACAAGAGAGAAUAUGAAUAUGAAUCAUUCAUUCUGGAAAGAUGCAUCGGUUCCAACUUCCACAAGAGACCACUCUAAUUCCUUCCGUUCCCUUUUCGGUGGGAGUAAGGCUGCAGCCAUUUUAUCCUGUGCUGCUCACGAUCUCAGACCGUUUGAUCCGUUACCAAUGGUACAUCCGGUGUUACAGACAGUCGGGAGAUGACAAAAAACGGAGAGCGAUGACAAAAACUACUAGCGUGACCAUCCUCUUCAUCUAGUGCUAGUGCGUCAGCAUGGGUGUUCAAAAUGAAGGGCAAUAUUCACAAUAAGAUGAUUCAUUGUGAUGUUGAUACUCAGCGAUCCACACUGCUGACGUAUCUGGCAAAUGCAAAAUAAAUGCUUUCUGUCA